This is a messenger RNA of Ruditapes philippinarum (Manila clam), 5888 nucleotides long. RefSeq lists its product as uncharacterized. NCBI's taxonomy places the organism in Eukaryota, Metazoa, Mollusca, Bivalvia, Venerida, Veneridae. The coding region runs from base 208 to 2310 and encodes 700 amino acids. The record is from RefSeq and is a predicted model, not a curated record. Gene Ontology annotation, molecular function: protein binding. The transcript has 2 exons.
UAGCAAAAAAUAAUAAAUAACAGGGGAAAUAAUCAAAUUAAAUUUUAUAACAACAGGAAGAGGAAGUGAGUUAUUUCCCUUCCAUUUUUUCAUUUAAAACCAAAAGAGGAAUUUCCAGCUUUGUCAAACAGAAAGUCAACACAUUUUUUUUUCUUCAAUUAUUUUCAAGACAAAGUCAUAUUGAUACUGUCAAAUACAACUUUAAAAAUGUUUCAAGAACCUGACUACAGAGAAAACCUAUCAUUGGCUUUAUCAGAGGUUUUAGAUGACAUUGGUGUCAAUGAAAGAAUUGUGAUGAGAAGGAGAAGACAUUUCAUGCUGGAGGAGACUAUGGAGAAUAUCACUAACAGGUUAGCUGAUAUAAACGGGACUGAAUAUCUUCUAGGUAGUCAGAGUGAAGUUACAACUACUAAAGGACUUCAGUCAGACCUUGAUGUACUAGCCUGUCAUGAUGAUUACAAUAUAAUACAAGACUGGUCAGAGUGGGAACAUGGCAAGAGAAACUACCUCAUGAUACAGGAUGAGAACACUACCCCUGGUUAUUGUUUCUUACAAAGGCUCCAAUCUGAUGAACCUCUUCCAUUCACUGUCAUUCCUGAUGAACACCAUAUAAAUGAUAGAAGUGGAAGAAUAUUGUUAAAAAACACAAGAUUUAAUGGUAUCAUUUCGGGUGCUGUAGAUCAUGGACCAUCACUUGCUGAACAAGGACAGGAUGGAUUCUGUGAUACGGACUCUGUGCCAGCUUUUUCUUGUAAAUCCUGGCCUCAAUCAGCAUCUGGUUGGUUAGAGAGACAAGGUAUUAGCAGAUGGCCAACACAAGACAUGAGAAGAUAUGCAGCCAGUACUGGGUGUUUUGUUGUUCCAACCGAAAGUAAGGUCAGUGAAUAUCCUGAACUUGAAUGGAGAAUAUCUACAUCACUGGCAGAAAAACAUCUUAUGUUCAAUCUAAAUAUAACACAAAUAAGGUGCUAUGUAUUAUUGAAAAUGAUUCUGAAAUCCUUCCUUAAUCCUCAAGGGGAAAUCAACAUAUCAAGCUUCAUGUGUAAAACAGUUCUAUUACACUGUAUAGAAAACACAGAGUCAAGUACAUGGAAAGAGAACAAUUUAUUUAUAUGCUUAACAUAUUGCUUAUUAGAAUUAUAUAGCUGUGUGCAGAAUGACCGUUGUUCACAUUUCAUUAUCAGAGAAAAUAAUUUGAUGGCAGGGCAAUUUACAGCUGAAAAAAAACAUGAACUUUCAAAAAAUAUAAGUGAUUUUUUACAGAAUGAUGGUCAAAUGUUACUUAGAAUUGAUAUUGAUGAUCUUGGCUAUAGAUUGCAAGUUAAACUGAACAUGGUACCACAUGGAGCAUAUUAUUAUCAAUCUUCUCUUGCAAUACAUGAAUUUUAUAUGACCUCAGAAUAUUUAAACACAGCACACCUUACAAGCCAAACUCAUGUGCAAAUUUUAAGACAUUUACACACAAAAAACAUUAGAGCAAUGAAGAAUUGUAUAGGUAAAUUUAUUACUUUCAACGUUAAUGGUAAUAGAUUAGUACAGGCAGCAUUCAAGUUUCUAGCACCUUUUCUUUUUACCACAUAUGGAUCUAUCCUGGCAUCAUCCAGCAUUGGUGAAAAUAAUCAAGUGUCACCUCAAGCAUUGGUUUGGUUAUCAGUUGGUUUAAACUCAGAUAUCUCAUCUAGCAGACUUAAAUUGGCUUCAGUGUUCUACAGUACAGGAGAUAUGGAGAAAGCUGAACUAAUACUAAGACACACUGAACAACAAUAUUACUCUUAUCCUGUUUUACCUAUCUGUAGAUGCUGGGAUAAGCCUCUACCAGCAGUAACAGCAGAAUUCAAGAGGGUAUGUGGUGAGCAAAGUGAGGACUGUAUCAAACAUAUAACAGCAUUUUGUGUUAGAUUUAUACAGAAAGAGAUCAACUUUGUUCCUUAUGAACUACAAUAUGAAAUGUUCAGAUCUACACAAGCUGACAUGAUACACAGACAUGAAGAUGAUGACCGUUGGAUGGACUGGGCUGUAGUUGAUUCUCUACCUUUCCUGUACUUCCUACAAUACAAGAUCUACAGUCAUCUACAAAGACACCAAGAUCAACAACAAGCACUUAAUAAACUUGUAAGAACCAUAGUGACUGAUGAAAACCUUCGACAUAGAGAAACAGCCCUCAACAUUCUAGGACAAUGUAUGGAACAAGAAAACAGACCUCAUGAAGCAUUAAAAUGCUACUUGCUUUCUCUUCAACAAAGGGCAAGAAACAAUGCAGCAAACUUUCAUAUAUGCAAACUCCUUUCUGGGGUAUUGGCUGACCAAUAAAAGAUGUGGUCAAAAGCAGACAGUAUUAAGACUUGAAUUUCUACUGAUCAAAAUUAUAACUCUUGUGUGAGUCAAAUUGAUGCAAAUGUCAAUAUAAUUAUAAUAUAAUAUGUGCUUUCAUAAUUGUUUGGUGACAUUUUACUAUCACAUAAUAUUACCAAAACAAAACAAGAAUUAUCAGUGAUCACAUGUGUUGCCUCAUGAUAGCCAUAACUCAACCAAAAAUUAUUAAACCUAAAAAUCUGUGAAAUAUGCACAAGAACUUGAGCUACCGAUUAAUCCCUUACAGUUUCAUAUAAAUUCCAUUAUUGGUAUAAGAGGAGUAAUCGGGACAAAUUUGAAAACUUAAAAUCAUUAAGGGCCAUAACUCUGACAAAACUCAAUGAACAGAAACAACAGGGCCAUGAUGGCCCUGAAAUCGCUUACAAGAAUACUAUUAAACGAACACUUAAUUUUGUUAUCUAUACACAAAAGCAGAUAUAAAAUCUAAAUCUAAAAUUGAUAUCAAAAAGUUCAUAUUUGUAUCUGAAAUAGUCAAUGUGCAUUGCUAUUGCUAAAGGAAAACAACAGUUCCAAAAGAUUAUAAUGUACAUAUGAGAAUAAUCAAUGACCCCCUUGGGUGGGGCCAAUUUUGACCCUAGGGCUUUUAUUUGAACAAACUUGGUAGACACCCCUAAGAAGAUUUUUUCAUGCUUAAUAUAUAACCUCUAGCUAUUUAGUAUCUUUUAGAAGAAGAUUUUUUAAGUUUUUACUAUAUACAUAUAAGGAAAAUCAUUAACCCCCUUGAUCCCAGGGCUUUUAUUUGAACAAACUUUGUAAACACCCACAAGAAGAUGUUUCUUGCUAAAUAUCUAAGCUCUAGCUCUUUGGGUUUUGUUAAAGUAGUUUUUUAAAGUUUUUACUAUAUACAUAUAAAAACCAAUGACCCUCUGGGGCCGGGCUAAUUUUGACCCUAGGGCUUUUAUUUGAACAAACUUGAUAGACACUUACUAGAAGAUGUUUCAUCUCAAAUAUCAAAGCUCUAGCUCUAUGGUUUUUUUUUAAAAGAAAAUAUUUUUGGCCUAGCAGUUUAUGAGGAAAUGUCAUUUAAAGUAAAAGUAACGGACGGACGCCAGACGGAUGAUGGACACUGGAUGAAAAGCAAUCACAAAAGCUCACCAUAUCACUUUGUGAUGACAGGUGAGCUAAGAAACAAGCAAUAUUCAAUAAUUUUACCUUUAAGGUCAAGGUCAUUCAAAAAUAAUUUGCUCUUCAUAAAGGUCUUGUCCUAAGGAUUAUUGUGUCCCAUACAAUCCAUUCAUAUAUGAAAAAGUUCUAGCCAAUUAUCACAAAAAACAAAGGAAAUUCAAAUAUUUGACAUUGAAGGUCAUUGUCAUUUAUUAGUGAAGGUCAAAUUCAGUCUAGUAAACUUAAAAGUCUUAUAAAAUUGGUUGUCGUUUCCAAGUUUGAAGGCAAUCCAUUAAGAAAUUUCCAAAUUUGAGGGCAAUCUAUUAAGAAACAAGCGAUUUUCAUAGUAUUGCAAGCAAUCCAUAAGCCCCCUAACGGUUAGAACACCAUCAACAUUCUGAAGGGCCAUUGGCCAUUCACUAAUGUUUCAAUUAUUUUCUAUUUUAAGUAAAUUUGUUGCAAAAGUGAUCACAGGAAACAGUUUUUAUGAACAGACAGACAGACGGACUGAAGGACACUUUAAAGUUAAUAUUUGAAACAUCCCUGUUACCAAAAUAUAACAUUUUUAAAAGCAAAAUUCUUAAAGAGGAGAUAACUCUUGAAUUAAAGAUGCAAUUUCAUAAAAAAUUUCAGCUCUUUUUUACUAAUCACAAAUAUUGUUAUAUUUGCCAUGUUUUAAGCAUAUAUGUUGCCAAGGCAACCAAAAUUUUUUCAAAAAAGGAAGAAAAGAUAAGACAUGCAUAAUCUCCAGACUGCCAUCUACCCAUAUGUCAUCUACCCAUAUGUCAAGUUUCAUAAAAAUAUUUCCAGUAUUUUUUGAGUUAUCACUGGAUUCAGUUUAUGUGUAAAAUUUGCCAUAUUUUCAGCCUAUUUGUUGCCAUAGCAACCAGAAUUUUCAACAUAGGAAGAAAAGAAAAAGACAUGCAUAAUCUCCAUACUGCCAUUUAUCCAUAUAUCAAGUUUCAUAAAAAUAUUUUCAGUACUUUUGAAGUUAUCGCGGGAUCCAGUUUUGUGGACGGACAGACUGACUGACGGACGGACGAGCAAACAUUUGAUAUUUAUGAGCUUCAUUCCGUAGUUAAAUAAAGAACAAAAACUCAUAAAAUUCAAAUUAAGAGCUAUUUUUUUGUUUUUAUGAGCUAAUUUUGCUUAUGGACUUUGGUCCAGGUGUAGUUUAUGAGCUGAUUUGCCUCUUAAAUAUCAAAAGUUGGUAAGACAGACAGACAAACAGACGGACAGACGGACGGAGGGUAAACCUAAAGUCCCCUCCGGUAAACCGGUAGGGAACUAAUAAGAAAUUUAUAACCUUUCUAGAUCUCUUCUUUGCAAUUUUUACCACCUAUGUGUGGGAAGUUCAGGUAAGCUUGAGAAGUCCAUACAACUGAGAAGUUGGUUUAUCUACUGGUCAAUAACUUUCUAAUUUGUUUGUUGAUGUAUAAGUCAUAAAUUAAUGAGAAAUGCAAAUUUAUUAAUAUCUCAGAACUUUUAAUUCUUUUUCAUCUGUUGUUUUGCGUGAAUUUUAUAAAAUCAAGCAAAUGAGAUUAUUCACCACAAAAAAUCCGUCCAACUAAAAUUUCCUAGUGUUCAUGUAAAACAAAAAUGUAUUCACUAAUAGAUCAACUUCUAAUAGAAACAUAAAACAUGUAAGACCUACAACAAAAUAUGUUAAAAAAGAAAUUUUAUUUAUAAAGCUAUUCAAGUAUGGGAUAAUUUACAUUUUAUAUUAAAGAAUCUUAUUCUCAUUAAUUUUGUUUUUAAAAGAAAAACGAAAAAAUAUUUACUUGUUAUAAUAAUUUGAAUUAUUCUGAUGAAUACAUGUGUCUGUCUAUUCAAAUGUUUGUUGUUUACAUUUUUUAUAUGUGUGCGCAUAUUUGUGUUGGUUUACAUUUUUGUAUGUUUACCUCGCUAGAAGGCCAUAUUGUAGACACUGUGGUUCUUAUUACAAAAUGUACGUGUUACUUUCAUGAAAUAAAGUGUUUAUUACUAUAUCAUUAUUAUCAUUAUAACUUGAACAAGACUGCAUUUGUGAAAAAAUACUAUGCCAUUGCAUUAAUUUAACAGAAGUAGAUUUUUUUGUUACUUUACAAUUUAACUUUGCCAUCAUGCAGUAGUGUCUGGUGAAUUAAGGGGUCAAGGUCAUAUUUCAGCAUGUCAAAUCAUUAGACACAUGUGCAGAUUGUGUACAAGGGCCAUAUGCAAUAAUUUAUUCAAAAAUAAAAGAUUUCUUUGUUGACAAAAAAAUAGGUAUUAACUGUAUGAUAUAGCUGUAUGCAACUUAGAAAUGCAGUUACAGUUACUUUUUCUUAAAUACCAUCUUUUCAAGCAAACAUAACAUUAAAUUAAAUUAUUUUGUAAAUGAAUGUUUUAUAUUGUUUUUUGACCUUUGACCCCUAAGACUUAGUGUGACCUUG